CCUCUUUCUCCUCUCUCAAAACAUACGAAAACGCCAUGGCGAGCGUCGUUCAGCUUCCUAUCGUCCCACCACCAUUGCCCGCUGGCUGGACACCGCCCCAGGGCUCGGGAAAAUCUACCGCGCCUUUGGUUGAGCGCAAGCUGCUUCCGGUCGGCGAGGCGUACCUUGCGCACGUAAGAAGGGCUGUGCACAAGCUCACUUUUGAGGAACAUGACAAGCAUACGGAGGAGGAGCGGAAGCGGCUAGAGGCUCUGAACGGAGCGGGCGCAUCUGUGGAGGACGAUCUCGGGGUUGGCGAUGAGGAGGAGACGGAGGACUUGCUUCUCCUGGAUGCCAAGGAGUGGAAGAAACAAGACCAUUAUGCCGUUCUUGGUCUCUCCCACCUGCGAUACAGGGCGACGGAGGAGCAAAUUAAGAUUGCUCACCGCAAAAAGGUGCUCAAGCAUCACCCCGACAAGAAAGCGGGCCAGGUCGGCGACUCGAACGACGACGCGUUCUUCAAGUGCAUUCAAAAGGCGUUUGAGGUGCUUACGAACCCGGAGCGCCGCCGCCAGUUCGACUCAGUCGACCCAUACUACGACAUGCUCGAAGGCGACGUGCCGACGGCGUCCCAAGUGCAGAAGGCGAAGAAUCCCGAGAAGUACUUCUUUGAGGCAUUCGGACCCGUGUUCGAGCGCGAGGCGCGGUUUAGCAAGAAGCAGCCAGUGCCAGGGCUGGGCUCGUACAAUGACUCGAAGGAGAACGUCGAGGCGUUCUACGACUUCUGGUACAACUUUGAUAGCUGGAGAAGCUUCGAGUACCUGGAUAAGGAGGUGAACGAAGGUAGCGACAACCGCGACGACAAGCGGUACACGGAGAAGAAGAACAAGUCCGAGCGCGCGCGCCGCAAAAAGGAGGACACGGCGCGACUGCGCGGAAUCGUUGACACCGCGCUCGCGUCCGACCCGCGCAUCAAGCGCAUUAAGCAGGAGGAGAAAGAGGCACGCGAGGCGAAGAAGAAGAACAAGGGUGGGGUGAACGGUGCGGGCGCGAACUCAAAGCAGAAGGAGGAAGAGGAGAAGCGGAAAGCGGAAGAGGACGCGAAGAAGAAGGAAGAGGAGGAGAAAGUACGUGAUCGCUAUUGUGAGGUAGCGUGCUGGGGGACGAUGCUGAUGCUGGCGUGCUCGUGUGCUUCAAGAUUGCGCGCGCCGAGGCGAAGAAGGCGAAGGCGGCGGCUGCCAACGCGGCGAAGAAGGCGAGGCGACAGCAGCGUGCCGCGGAAACGGGCGAAGUAGCAUAGACAUCGUUCCCUCGAGCUCUCUCCACUCAUCCUCCCGAUCCGCCCCGAGCGCAUUGUCCUCACCAUGCAUACGUCCCAUGUGUUGCUCUUUGGCAUCCGGUCGUCAGUCAGACUCUGUCAUUCAUCCAUAUCGUAUACCUCUGUUGCAUUACUUAGACUCGAACCUGUGUUGCUAGACCUAUCCAGAUGUAGCUGUUCACGCCAACAUACUCGUCUCCCUAUCUCUGGCGUUGAUGGAUUUGUCGCCGACAGAGCAAGUAAUGAGAUCAC
Messenger RNA from Dichomitus squalens LYAD-421 SS1, 1549 nucleotides. Its product is annotated as DnaJ-domain-containing protein. Gene Ontology annotation, biological process: 'de novo' cotranslational protein folding; regulation of translational fidelity. Gene Ontology annotation, molecular function: Hsp70 protein binding; ribosome binding. The transcript has 5 exons. The record is from RefSeq and is a predicted model, not a curated record. Gene Ontology annotation, cellular component: cytosol. The coding region runs from base 36 to 1274 and encodes 412 amino acids. Lineage: Eukaryota; Fungi; Basidiomycota; Agaricomycetes; Polyporales; Polyporaceae.